This is a messenger RNA of Zymoseptoria tritici IPO323, 552 nucleotides long. RefSeq lists its product as uncharacterized. The record is from RefSeq and is a predicted model, not a curated record. The transcript has a single exon. NCBI's taxonomy places the organism in Eukaryota, Fungi, Ascomycota, Dothideomycetes, Mycosphaerellales, Mycosphaerellaceae. Bases 1 to 552 code for a protein of 183 amino acids.
AUGAUCCACCUCGACAUCCUCAAUGGAAUAAUCGAAACCGAACUCACCUUCUGGAUGGACUAUCUCAAAGCUCUCCCCUCUCACGACUUUUCUACCCUCACAGCCGACUCGCCGAGCCCACAGCUCCUAACCAAAGCUCUCAUCCACAUCCUCGAGUCCCUCCCUCUGCGACACCGAGCCCUCGCCGCGAUCUACUCCGACCCAGAUGUUGAGCCUGUGGUGUUACCUGGAGGCUGUGAUGAGCUUCUGCGUGAUCUCAAGAGAUCAGUUGCUGAUGUGGUGGAGGAGGUGGGGAUGGAUCAUGAGAAGAAAGUGUUUAGUGGGAAGGUGUUUCGACAAGGUGUGUUGGCGCUGGAAGCGGAGGUCAAGGUGUUGGAGGAGGCGAGGAUGGAGGAGUUGAAGGGUUUGAUGGGGUUGGUGGAAAUGUUAAGGCUUGUGGGCGAUGAGGGCAGGUUGGGGAAUGGGGAGCUGAAGGUGUUGAUUGAGGCUAUGGAUGAGGCUGGGCUGAGUGGUUUGGUGAUGACGGAGGGAGGAUUGAGUGAUGUCGAGUGA